Phanerochaete carnosa HHB-10118-sp is the source of this 260-nucleotide messenger RNA. RefSeq lists its product as uncharacterized. The transcript has a single exon. The annotation marks the transcript as partial. NCBI's taxonomy places the organism in Eukaryota, Fungi, Basidiomycota, Agaricomycetes, Polyporales, Phanerochaetaceae. The record is from RefSeq and is a predicted model, not a curated record.
UAUAUGAGCCUUUGUGAAGUCAAUUAUUUUGCAUUCGGCUACGUACGAAUGGAUUCUCGACUACGUGAAGGAGCUGGGCAAGGCAUCCUGGGACAAUGUUGUGUAUCCAUAGUCCGCGUUGGUUCACAGCUGUCUGAGAAAGUUACACGAAGUCAAAGGCGACGGCAAGCCGAAAAAGCGUUGAAAUUUGGUCCACAGAUAAUUUCGUUCAGGCACAGCUACCUGGCUGAUAAGUUGGGCGCGCCCGAGACUACGGAACA